Neltuma alba is the source of this 1437-nucleotide messenger RNA. RefSeq lists its product as uncharacterized. Bases 1 to 1437 code for a protein of 478 amino acids. Lineage: Eukaryota; Viridiplantae; Streptophyta; Magnoliopsida; Fabales; Fabaceae. The transcript has a single exon. Gene Ontology annotation, molecular function: zinc ion binding; nucleic acid binding. The record is from RefSeq and is a predicted model, not a curated record.
AUGCAACUUAGGAGGAAGGUUCAGCUCAUGUGGGGCAAGGUUGGAGCUGUAGAUUUAUCUGUGAUUGGAAAUGGAUAUAUGAUCGCCACAUUUCAAGAAAGAGAGGACUACUUCUUCGCUCUAGAAGGAGGGCCAUGGAUGGUGCAGAAUCAUUACCUCACAGUCCAAAUGUGGAAGAGAAACUUCAACCCCUGGAAUGAAAAAAUCCAAAAGGUUGCCAUUUGGGUCAGACUACCAGGAUUGCCAGGGGAUUACUAUGAUAGAAAGUUCUUCUACAAUCUGGGAAAUAAAAUCGGCACUACUAUUAAAGUGGAUGAAAUGACCCUCACCAAAGCAAGAACUAUGUACGCAAGAAUGUGUGUGGAAGUUGACCUGAAUGCCCCACUUCUACCGGCUUACUCGGUGGAUGGAAACAACCUCAAAAUUGAGUAUGAGGGGUUGCAACUUAUUUGUUUUAAGUGUGGACGGUUUGGGCAUGAUGCUGAACACUGCCCGUUGAAGAUGCAACAAGGGUUGAAGGAACGUGAGAGAGAAGAGGCAGAAACCAGGCCGGAAACAGGAAAUGAUCACCGGAAAGGAAGUGUGGAAGGAGGGACGGCAAAGAAAUACGGUGAGUGGAUGGUGGCACAGGAACCGAGACGUGGGAGACGUGCGGGGAACCGAGAAGGGAGGGUUGGAGAAGCACUGAAGAAAACUGUCAGACCUGAAAGGAAGCUAGCUACAUCAUCAAGGUUUGCAGUACUAGCUGCAGGAGAAGCGGUAGAAGAGCCGAAAGAAAUGGAGGUGUCAGAAAGAAGACCUCUGAGGGAAAUCUCAACCAAUCAAGGGAAGAAAGAAGGCGGCCAAGCUAUCUCUGACAGACUGAAAAGACAGAAUGGUGGUAGAAGGGAACGUUCAAGGUCGACAGAGGGUAGGUUGAAAACUAAGACGGGAAAGGAGAAAGGGAAGGAAACCAAAAAGCAAGGUACAGAUGAGAGUUCAAGGGGAAAUAUAAAAGAGAAAGAAACAGAGGCAAGCCAGAUGGGUAUAGAAGGGAACACCGGGGGAUCCAAUAGUGUAAAGGUACAGGAGAAAAAACUGGGUCGAAAAGGGGCUUCUGAAUAUGGGCUGGCAACGACUCCAAAGACAACAAGAGAUGGUACUGUUCGUGACCCAUGCACUGACUUAACUGGACCGGAUUGUGGGCCUAAAGAGAAACAGGAUGGAAUGAUGGUUGAGGAAACAAUGAACAACUUUUUAAAUAGCCUACCCACAGAUGAGGAAGAAAUACGGACCAGUGAGGAAAAUAAACCACCAGACCUAGUGGACAAUCCAGAAUUGGAGGGCCUACCUGCUGUGGAAAGGAUGAUGGGGGAGCAAGAACAAGAGGAGUUGCUUUAUGAAAUGAUUCAAGAGGGCCAGGAAGGGCAUCCAGAGAUCAACCAGGUAACUCAAUAG